UCCUAAAUGAGAAAGGCUGAAUAAAAGUGAGUCCUAAUUUUUAUGAGAUUAGAUUACACAAACCGUCAGACUAGACACAAUGAAAAAUUUAGCUUAACUUCAAGUACAACCUUUAAGGCUAUUGAUUUUGUUUAAAUGGAAUAUUUGCAGUUAACUUUGUAUUUUGUUACUUCCUCUUUUUUGUGAUGUAAGCUUAAUGCAGUUUCUUAUUAUUAACCCUUCACUCUCCACUUCACUGGAUUCUUCUUUUUUAUUUUUGGAUUAUUGCACUUUUUUUUUAUUUGUUAUGGGGAUUAUAUUUGGUAACCUAGCUCCAUGAAAGGACUGGAGUUGACCUCAAGAAAAAUGAGCACGUCAACAUAUAUGGCUGAUGAAGACGAAUCAGGAAGAUCCAGCAAAGCAGGAACUGUGGAGAGUAUGAGAAACCAGUUGAAAGCAGAGGGAGAGAAAAUAAACGAAUUUGAAAAUAACUACAUGAAGGAAGCUCUGCUCGCUAGCCGAAGGUCAAAACCCAAACUUGCUUCCGCUCAGGCUGUUCUCUCAUCCAGACUAGAACCAGAGACUAUUCAAAAGGAACCGUUUGUGACCGCAUCAGGAAAUCCCAAGGCCUGGGAACAUGACAGCGUGCCGAUAAAACAUAAAAAUACAAAAAACAUUGCUGAUGAAGUGUCCAGAAAGAAUAUGUGGAGAGCCGGCCAGAGGGAAAGAUGGAGAGGGAAGAGGAGAGAGAGGCUGGAAGGUAGAGUAGAAUACAUAGAAGAGGAGGACAACACUACUGAGAAAGAAAUGAACCAAGGAAUUAGAUUGAGACACAUACAAAGGCAAUGGAGAUCUAAAGAGGCGCAAGAUGAAGAGACAGAAAAGGAUGUGACAGGGCUGAGAGGGGCCGUGCAAGGAAAUAUCAACAUGGAUGCAGAUAUGAGAGGAACAGUCCCUCACCGCAUAUUCUCAAAGGUUUUUGCCAGCUCUUUCGCAUCGUCGUCCUCAUCAUCAUCAUCAUCCUUCAACUAUUCCUCAGCGGAAAGUGAUGAGGUCUUCAGUGAGGGAGAGGAGAUGGCGAGGAGGAAAGAUAUGAGAAAGUGUCGAUCCUGGAGGACGUUCUUGACUAUGAUGCAGUGGUCAAAGCGCAGGCAGAGUUCAUGGGUACAGCUGGCUGGACACCAAGGAAACAUCCAGCUGGGUGAAGGUGGGGAGGUGCUGAAGAGAUUCAACGAGGUGGAGGAUACCUGCCUGCAGGCACUCAUGUCUGAUCCACUCCAUCAGUUUGUGCCUCGCUAUUACGGGCACAUCAGCAGGGACGGAGAGGACUACAUCCGUCUCGAGGACCUGCUGAGUGGCCUCAAGCAGCCUGUCAUCAUGGACUGCAAAAUGGGCAUUCGCACCUACCAAGAGGAGGAGAUUAUGAAAGCAAGAACCAAAGCUAGCAUCCGAACUGAUAUGUACCAGAAGAUGGUGAAAGUAGAUCCUACAGCUCCUACAGAAGAGGAACAUGCACAGAGAGGGGUGACAAAGCUGCGCUACAUGCAAUGGAGAGACAGCACAAGUAGUACCUCAACGCUUGGAUUCCGUAUCGAAGGCAUAAUGACAGAGAAUGGGAUUGUACGUCGGGAUUUUAAUAAAACUCAGAGCAAAGAACAAGUUACAGAGACCCUGCUAUUGUUUACCAAGAAGCAGAUGCACAUUCUAGAAGCCUACCUGACCAGACUGGAUGCGCUGAAAGAGACAUUACAGCAGUCUGCCUUUUUUAGAAAUCAUGAGGUAAUAGGUGGCUCUCUCCUUUUUGUCCACGACGGCCCUACCAACAAAGCCAACAUAUGGAUGAUUGAUUUCGGAAAGACCACUCCAUUGCCCAGUAACGUGCAUCUGAAACAUGACAUUCCAUGGGUUGAGGGAAACCGGGAAGAUGGCUACCUAUUUGGACUUACAUCCCUCAUCUCUUUAAUGCAUAUUGCUAUAAGAGAAGUUAGGAAACAAGACCUGGAGAGCCACCACUCACAAACAGAACACAUAGUGUCAGAACAUAAUCAACACCAGCCUGAGAUAAAUGAUGUAUCAUCAGACUAUUCAAAGGAAACUACAGCUACCAACCAUGUGGACUGAUGCUGGACAGAGUCACUGUAUAUAUAGAGAUGUGUGUGUAUGUGUAUGUGUGUUUGUGUGUGUGUGUUUAAUCAAAAAGAGUUUCUUAUGUUUAUUACAGUUUUAUCAUUGCAAUAGCCACAGACCAAGCACAACAACACAGAUUAGCAACUAAGGAAAUCUAAAUCUUUGUGGAACUGGUUGUUCUCAGAUCCUAUCAGGAUUGUAAAUAAAAAAACA
Molecule: messenger RNA, 2319 nt
Organism: Hemibagrus wyckioides
Lineage: Eukaryota; Metazoa; Chordata; Actinopteri; Siluriformes; Bagridae
Product: inositol-trisphosphate 3-kinase A
Exons: 7
Coding region: 316-2100 (594 amino acids)
Biological process (GO): inositol phosphate biosynthetic process
Cellular component (GO): nucleus; cytoplasm
Molecular function (GO): inositol-1,4,5-trisphosphate 3-kinase activity; inositol tetrakisphosphate kinase activity
Source: RefSeq, a predicted model, not a curated record